Sphaerulina musiva SO2202 is the source of this 6555-nucleotide messenger RNA. RefSeq lists its product as uncharacterized. NCBI's taxonomy places the organism in Eukaryota, Fungi, Ascomycota, Dothideomycetes, Mycosphaerellales, Mycosphaerellaceae. The coding region runs from base 1434 to 3137 and encodes 567 amino acids. The transcript is spliced from 4 exons. The record is from RefSeq and is a predicted model, not a curated record.
UUGGAACCUCAACAUGCCCAGGUGAGCCUCAUCAUCAACAACAACAUCAACAACAUCAACCAGAUGGCACUGCCGGGCGGCGAGGUCGAGUUCCCAUGGCAUCUGGGAGUGUUUGACGCCCAUUGCCAUCCCACCGACACACUUGCCAGCUUGCAACAGAUUGAAGGGAUGCAUGCAAACGUCCUCACCAUCAUGGCCACUCGAGCACAAGACCAAGCACUUGUAGCAAAGGCUGCCGACGACAUGGGCUUAACAGAGGCCGACGUAGCCCAGGGAGAUGUAGAUUGGAGUAAGCAACACAAGGUCAUUCCCGCCUUUGGUUGGCAUCCGUGGUUCUCACAUCAGAUGUUCGACGAGUCGGACUACGGUAAUGUAACAUCGCUCGACGAUGAGCAGAAAGUCUUGCACUACCAGAGCGUGCUCACGCCCACAUCAGACGAUCAGGCCUUCCUGCGAUCAUUACCAGAUCCUCGGCCUGUAGGUCACUUCAUGGCCCAAACUCGAGAGUACUUGCGAAAGUAUCCUCUCGCCCUGAUCGGCGAGGUUGGACUCGAUCGAGGCUUCCGGAUACCGGGAUCAUGGCUCCCAGGAGAGACUGACCAGCGAGAUGAAGGCCUCACUCCAGGCGGCCGAGAGGGACGGAAACUCAGCCCGUACAAAGUCAAGAUGGAACAUCAGAAGAAAAUCCUCCUUGCACAACUGACUCUCGCAGGCGAACUGCAUCGUGCAGUAUCUUGUCACGGCGUUCAAGCUCACGGCGUGGUCUACGAAACUCUUGCUCACACAUGGAGAGGGCACGAGAAGAAGGUCUUGUCGAGACGAGAACAGAGGACGGCAGAGGCUGCAAGGCGAGCCAACGCCGAGUCCCUGGAAGAAAGGACAGAAGAGGCCUCAGCGCCCAAGCCCUUUCCCCCACGCGUGUGUCUGCAUUCAUUCUCUGGACCUGCUGAAACUGUUAAGCAGUAUAUCGCGCCUUCUGUCCCAUGCGAAAUCUUCUUUAGUUUCAGCACGACCAUCAAUGCCUGGGCCGAAGACGGCAAUGGCAAAGUGGAAGCUGCUGUAAAGGCAGUGCCGGAUGAUAUGAUCCUCGUUGAGAGUGAUUUGCAUACAGCCGGAGACCGGAUGGACGGCUAUUUGGAAGAGGGUAUCCGGAAGAUCUGUGAUGUGAAGGGCUGGGAGUUGAGCGAUGGGGUUCGAAGACUUGGGAACAACUGGAAACGGUUCGCACUGGGGCGGUAGUCAAAAUGUGGCCUCCUUAGACGAGACAACAAUGCUUCAGCGAAUUGCAGCGAAGUCAAUCGACUGUUGCACAUGGUCUUUGUGCUCGCAAACAUCGAACGGCCAGCGUUUGAUUGAAAGAUGGUCCCUGUUCCCAAUCGACCGCUGCCGCUGCCCUGCUGUUACCCCUUCGUCCACCCCAGCAGCUUAUUGACAUGUCGCACUUCCGCCUCGAACCUCCGCCGAGUUACCUCAUACCACACCAGUGCCUCUCUUCCAAUGGCUCCCGAGAGCAGCUGCCCAAUUUCGAAAGCAUUCCCAGUAAUCCAACAAGAUACAGCUAUGACAGCACGUCGCUUGCUCCACGGCGCGCUGCAGUUGUAGUCCGACAGGAAUUAUCAGAAACCUCCCCUAACUCGUCCGCCUUGUUCGAACAGAUUCCCCGCUCGACGCACAACAGCGACAUUCUCCUUGCUGACGUCGCAGCGCAGGGCAAGCGACUGCGCCGCAACAACUUGGCCUCUCGACAUCUACGCACGAUCGGUACAGCAGAGCACGCUGGCGCUCACAGUCGCCGACCACAACAGGAUCAAGCCUAUCUGAGCAGAUUGUUCUCUACUGACACAGAUCUACUACGAGUGCCUGUCUCUGGAAGCGCGACCUCACUACGGAACCUGGCCGCAGCAAUCAAGGGUGGCCUUGCGAUCAGUCCCAUCGACAGCAUAUCCGCAGCGGCCGCAUUCGAGUCCUCUCUAGUGCCGAUUCAAGCAGCCUCUAUCCUUCCAUCUCCAGCGCAGAUGGUGUCUCUCUUCAACGCUCCACUAUCCAUACAGCGAGCAUCCGGGCUUGAUAUUGCGAAUGACUUUAGCAUCUACGAGGCAGAGAGUGCUCGCAAUUCCUGCACUCCGCUAUUGCUGGCCUACAAGGAGAUUGACUGUGCACGACAGUACCUCGAGAUCUGCUCUCGCUACCAGGAUGUUGGUUCUGUGGUGGAGAUUGGUAUCCUAACACUGGACGGCAAUCGAUACACGUUCGAGGUGUUGCCAACGAUCUCGCGCAAGACUUCCACGCACACUCUGUUUCUCUUUCGGCAACUUACAGAUAGCUUCUAUAACAGCUACAAAGAGGUAUAUCGCCCCUUCGUCUCGGUGAGCCCCCUUCCCAGCAUGCCCGCUGAGCCCCUGCGCGGCCAGUCGCGAGGUCUAUUGCUCAGCUCCGAUAUGAAGAUGACACUUGCGAAAGCGGUGCGUAUCGGGCUCACUGAUCACGGAGAGACAAUAAAUGAGAUGAUCCUCAGAGGCAGGUUGGACUACCUGCCUGUCUCACCUGUCUCGACUCCCUCGCACACAGCUCAAACGGACAGAGCUCAGCGCGAUAGCCGCACGAUCCCGUCCGGCAUCGAGGGAGUGCACAUCCUCCGGGCGGCUCAAAGGUACACCAACACCGAACUGCACUCUCUCAUUACUGCAUCGGGCAGUGAAGUCAGCUACAACUCCGUCACUAAGCGCAUCACAAACGCCCUCAAAGCGCAAGCGCGGCAUAGGCUUGUUCCAGGGGAAGACCUCGCGCGAAAAUAUGAGCAGAUGCGGAAAGCGUUCAAUUCCCAACGCGCUGCCAAUCUCGAAGCUCUUGUCGUGCUGAAUGCUGGACGGAACUCGAAAAAGCACAGCAGAAGCGAUAGUGGGUGGGAAACGGCGCAGAAACGGCGCAAAACGGGAGGCAACGAAGGGGAAGCUUCCACAGUGCGUCGCUCUAUUCGCUUACGUCGUAGUCCUGUAUUACGUGAAGAGCGCUCUGGUGCAAAGGGGGACGCUCUCAUUCUGGCUGCCGCAGACGAGUCUGAGCGGGAACGGGAACGGGAGAGCGGGAGUAGUGAUGGUGAUGAUUCAGAUGGCAGCGACUAUGCGGAAGACCACUGACCGAUGCCGAGUUGAGACGUCUUGGUCCUUCCUCGUCUUCCACCUCUUCCGCAUUCACCAGCUACCUUACCUUCACCAUGGCGGCCGACCUCAUUCAGACAGCACGCACCCAAGCAGCGACCCUCUCCGCUGACAGCCCGUGUUCGGACGGGCUGCUCGUCCUGCACCCACUUGCGGCCUACAUGACCAGUCUGCCUACCCCUGCGAUGGUACUGGUCACCGACUACGCCCUCUGCUUCGACACGGGCGCCUCUCGAAAAGCAUAUGGCCGCUCGAAUGCUACGAAAGCCGACAAAACUACCACAUUUUCCACAAUGAGCGUCGCAAUUCGAGCCCAAGGCAAUCCUGACAUUCCACGCGUCUUUCUCUGCGGAAGUCAACACCGCAAAAUCGGUGUCAAAGAUGCAGCAGCAGAUCACUGGCACUAUGUGAUGGUCAUGAAGCUUGCCGGCGCGUGGCACAUCUUUACCACUGGUGGAGUAGAGGAUCAUGGCACGGGCAAGGCUCGCGUAGUGUCGUUACAGGGCAUGUCGGUCGUGGCGCAUCUCCUUCGCCAGACCCACCGUAAGCCUCAAGCGACGGCGUGGGUCAAGAAGAGAGAGGUGGAAGAGAGCAGUUGUAUUGCUGAUGCGGUCGAGGCGGCGAUGGAGGUCUUCGAGGCGGUUGCAGUGCAUGGAAAGCAGGGCGAGGAGAUCUUGUCGUACCCCGGUCUUGUCGCAGGACGGAAGGGGGUGGUAUUGACGCUGUAGGAUACCAUCUCCGCCCAGAGAAAUUUCGAGUCUGCGAUGGCCGCACCGCAUGCACAGGGCCGAUUAUUCUCCCAUUGCUGUUUACCUACCAGGUAGGUAUGUAUUCAUCAGAGGCAUGCGCACAAAAUGUAUUCGGCAGAGCACUCCUUCAGAAGUUCUGAUUACUCAGCCCUUCCGAGUGUUCCUUCCACCAUACCAUCUACCAGGUACAUGUACCUGACUACCUUAUUCCUGCGUUCCCCUUCGCCGUCGUCACAAACCACACCUCAUGCACCCAGGUACAUAUCCCAUACCGGUGUUCUUUCACCAUCAUCACAAACCGGUACCAGUCCCUUCUAGAGCUUUCUGGCACUCACCACUCUUUCAUCAGUCCGCUGGCCUUGCCGGUACCUGCCACCAUCAUCGCCGUACCAUCGCAGACACCGUCACCGUCACCGUCACCGCCGCCGUCGAUCCGGGCCAUCGCCGAUGCGCACGCCUGGUUCACGCGUCCACCCGUGCAAGUAUUGUACAGCCACGACGCCGAGCAGGACUCUGAGUGGCUACCGCUUACGGCUUCACCACUACCGACCGACUGCUCCCUCGCCAACCCACGACGUGACGCGAUCAUCAGGACUCGAUGGCCGCAAGCGAGCGGUCUGGCGCCGUUGAGCACACCUCGUCCCGGCACCCCUGAAGGAAGCGCGCAAGGCAAAAUACGAGAGAGUGAGGAGGAAGACUGGAGCUAGCGGAUUGACUGGAAGACAAGCAAAGUCGGCCAUGUGCCUCAUCAUAAGUCAGCACGACGCAUUCCCGAGCGCCGCCGCUGAUGAGCAAUCGGAUGCUGCCACAAUGAUGGACCUUCUGUGCUUAGUCACGCGUUCCGACUUCCGAACUUCCGAUGCUUGCUAGCCUCCAUCUCGGCGCAUCCCAUAGCACUCGCGUCGUUCUAUCGACUUCUCUUGAUUCUAUCCCCUUUGGCGGAAUUUCGGUCUGUUUCUUCAGGUUCUCGAGCAGGCCUGGCUCUCUAUAAGUGGUAGACCGACUUCGACGUCACCUUCGCCAUCACUCUGUGUCCGCGGAACAUCGAAACCAAACCUCACGGGAACGACCGGAAUGCAUGGCUACCUAGUGAACGAUGUUCUGUCCUGUAUCAUCAUCCCCAGCACUUUUUCUCUUUCUCUCUCUCUCUCUCUCUGAUGUCAUUGCCAUAUUCGCGACUAGUUUUACCACAUCUGGCAGGAGGCACGUCCUGUUGGGACGGUUUGUGAUCACUCGUAAUUCGUACUGCAGGACUCCGAACCCUUUGGUAAAUUGGCGUGACCCACUUCAUGCCUUGCGCCGAUGAACUUCCAAAGGGAUGCUGACCAAACCAAGAGAUGCUGAUGCAGCAACGGCGGAUAUCAUCGAAGUGGACACCAUGGUGCUCCAUUUAUACUGCCUAGACUCCCCACGGAGGCUGCCUCGAGCAUCGACUGCAUCAUCAGACAACAGCCGCUAUGAGAACCUCCCACAUCUCCGCCGCCCUCAGCGCCCUUGCGGUGUGCGCAUCCGCCUACAGCCCGCUGACCGAUGUCGACACGCGCUCCCUGGAUGAAAUCUAUGCCGAAGCUCGCAAAGAGGAUGGCAUCCUCCAGGUCUUCUGGGGAGGAGAUGCAGCCGCCCAAGGCGACGCGAUCAAGACCGGCUGGGCGCAAAGGUUCCCGGACGUCAAGAUGAACUUGACGGUGGAACUCAGCAAAUACCUCGACAACCGGAUCGAUCGCGGUCACCUGCAAGGCAUCCACACCGCGGAUGUGGUGGUCGUGCAGACCCUGCAAGACUUUCGCAGAUGGAAGGCGGAAGGCAAACUCUUACGCUACAAACCAGCCACAUUCGAAGAUAUCCUCUAUGCCGAGAAGGACCCCGAUGGAUAUUUCAUGGCGCAAGCGAUAAUGACCUUUGGCGCCUUCAUCUACGACGAAACCAAGAUCAAUGCCUCGGAGAUUCCGACCUCGUACGCUUCCAUGCCCGACAAGAAGUGGAAGGGCAAGCUCAUCCUGACCUACCCCAACGAUGACGAUGCGGUUGCCUACCAAUUCUCUCUAAUGGUCAACCGCUAUGGGUUCCAAUGGCUAUACGACUUGGCACAGAACGAUGUCCAAUGGGUUCGAGGCACCGGCACUCCCGUCCUGACGAUGGGAUCUCGCCACAACGACACCUCAUUCGGUCGCGUCCUUUCCUUCACCUCGUACGAUUCUGGCGCGAGCUUCAUCGGAGCCAAGAACCCCGAGGCGCCUGAGCAGUACCUGACGUGGGCACAAAGUGGUGCCAUUCUCGCGGACACACCAAUGCCAGAGUCGGCCAAGCUGUUCAUGUCGUACUUGACCAGCGUGGAGCGACAGAAUGCGACGGCAGCGACGGGGACGGCUUCGAUCUUGAACUCGGUCAAUGCAAUGUAUGGUCUCACUCCGGACUCCAAUGCGACGCAGCUCUCGUCUUUCCGGCUCUGGGAGCAGGAUCGCAACACGGUGGAGUGGUGGAAGAACCUGUUUGAGGAGGUGCUGGGAACGGCACAAGGCCCCGGACCGAUGGUCAUGUAUCCUGACAAUGCUCCAUUGGUAGGAUGAGGGGAUGUGGAAGAUCCGUUUGCGGUGUAGAGGACGUACGUACAUACCUAUAAUUGAAAUAUAUGUAAAUCCUGUUCCGUG